AUGGCGGCGUCGCUCCCGCGACUCAAGAAUCGGCUCUUAAGAACCUAUGGGGCUGCGGGCGGGGGACCGCGGUGGCGGUCGGGUCGGGCAGGUGCGCAGUGGUUCCCGCCUCAAGAUCAAAAGCGUUUCUUCAGCAGCACCAGUAGCAGCAACGCCAGCAGCGACGACCCCUCGCAGUCCGUCGGUUCCGACGACUCCGAAGACCCCGACUUCUCCUGCAGCCAGGUGGGUCCACGGCGGAGGCGAGCUGGCGGUCGCAUCUCCAAGGACCGGCCGAGCCUGGUCGUGACCCCAAGACGCCUGAGGCUGCGUGCUCGGCCCCCGCAGAAGUGCAGCACCCCCUGCAGCUCACUCCGACCGCCGCUCUUCCCGAGCAGCAGCCCGGGCCGCCUCAGCCCGGACCUCAGUGUGUGCAGCCAGCCCAGCGACGGCGGCGAGCUGGGCACCAGUGCCUCCCUGUUUAGCUCCCCGGCCUCUCCGGGCCCCGGCCCUAGGUCUCCAGCGCCGGGAGACAGUGACAUCGGGACCGGCCCCUCCGCCUCUCUGGAUGCCACCUCUCUGCACCAAGCACCUCCUCCCUGCUCCCAGGAGGCAGCAACAGGACGAGGCAGGCUCACCAGGUUGACCCAAAGAACUCGUGCCAGCCUCAGGUCAGCUCUCCUUCGCCUUACGGACUCAGGAAACCCUGAGGAUUUUGAGUUUGGGACAGAUGGGAAGGAUAAGAGGGAGUCCUGCUGUGAAAGGGAACUGGUGGUGAAGAGGCUGAGGAGCCCAGGUUUAUCAAGAAACCGAAAGAAGAGGGCCACAGACCAGGGCUCUUGUCAAGAGCUUGAGGCCCAAGGGGCUGUCCAGACCGAAUUCGCGGAGGCCAGUGGUUGCAAGGGCCGUACUGUACCUGGAAAAGUCAACAGGCCUGAGAGAGCUGGGGCAAGCCGGAAAAGGAAACAUCAGGAGGCAGUAGAAACCUCCCUCCUCCAUUACCACCAGUUUAAAAAGAGCCAAAAGACGGGGAACGAUUCAUUCCUCACACAGAACCUGCCUGAUUUACAGAAUGACUGCUCUUGGACCAAAGCCAGGGCGUCUUUCAGUUUCCACAAGAAGAAGAUCGUGACCGCUGUGUCAGAAGUGUGCAGCAGCUACACCACUGCCAGUUCUCCCUCCAGGUCUCUCAUAUCAGAAUAUUCAAACACCCCUGUCUCAAACAGAACAAACGGUGCUCCAUCCCCUUGGCACUCCUCUUCGAUGUAUUUGCUAAGCCCCUUAAAGACACUACACGUCAGAGACCAAAAGGCAUCUGAUGCUGAAAAGGUUUAUAGGGAAUGCAACCAGGAGGGCCCUAUCCCCUUUAGCUCUUGCUUUUCCACGGAAAAGCUGGAAUGCUGUGAAAAGAUUGGGGAAGGGGUGUUUGGUGAAGUGUUUCAAACAAUCACUAAUCGUACACUUGUAGCCCUAAAAAUCAUUGCUAUUGAAGGGCCGGAUUUAAUCAAUGGAGCCCAUCAGAAAACUUUUGAGGAAAUCCUUCCAGAGAUCAUCAUCUCCAAAGAGUUGAGCCUCUUGUCUGAUGAGGUAUGCAACCGCACAGAAGGCUUUAUUGGGCUGAACUCAGUGCACUGUGUUCAAGGACCUUACCCUCCCUUGCUCCUCAAAGCCUGGGAUCAUUAUAACUCAGUCAAAGGGUCUGCAAAUGACCGGCCAGACUUUGAGGAAGACCAGCUCUUCAUUGUGCUUGAAUUUGAGUUUGGAGGGAUUGACUUAGAGCAAAUGAGAAGGAGGUUGAACUCCAUAGCCACUGUAAAGAGCAUUCUACACCAGAUCACCGCAUCCCUUGCGGUGGCAGAGGCAUCGCUGCACUUUGAGCACCGAGACUUACACUGGGGGAAUGUGCUCUUAAAGAAAACCAGCCUCAAAGAAGUCCACUACACCCUCAAUGGGAAGACAGGUACCAUCCCCACCCGUGGGCUGCAAGUCAGUAUCAUCGACUACACCCUGUCACGCUUGGAGCGGGAUGGGAUUGUGGUUUUCUGUGACAUUUCCAUGGAUGAGGACCUAUUUACAGGUGAAGGUGACUACCAGUUUGAGAUCUACAGGCUAAUGAAGAAGGAGAACAACAACUGCUGGGGUGAAUAUCACCCUUAUAGUAAUGUGCUCUGGCUACAUUACCUCACAGAUAAGAUGCUGAAAGAAAUGACCUUCAAGACUAAAUGUAACACCCCUGCCUUGAAGCAAAUGAGGAAUAAGAUCCUGCAUUUCCAUAGGACAAUGCUGAACUUCAGCUCUGCCACUGACCUGCUCUGCCAACACAGUCUAUUUAAGUAAGUGAAAGGUGCCUUACCGCCCUGGAAAGGCCACUAGCCUUGACAUCCCCCAGUGCUGUU
Molecule: messenger RNA, 2375 nt
Organism: Molossus molossus (Pallas's mastiff bat)
Lineage: Eukaryota; Metazoa; Chordata; Mammalia; Chiroptera; Molossidae
Gene: HASPIN
Product: histone H3 associated protein kinase
Exons: 1
Coding region: 1-2316 (771 amino acids)
Biological process (GO): intracellular signal transduction; mitotic cell cycle; protein phosphorylation
Cellular component (GO): cytoplasm; nucleus
Molecular function (GO): histone H3T3 kinase activity; ATP binding
Source: RefSeq, a predicted model, not a curated record